Cynara cardunculus var. scolymus (artichoke) is the source of this 960-nucleotide messenger RNA. RefSeq names its product E3 ubiquitin-protein ligase RMA1H1-like. Gene Ontology annotation, biological process: ubiquitin-dependent protein catabolic process. Bases 130 to 780 code for a protein of 216 amino acids. Gene Ontology annotation, cellular component: endoplasmic reticulum. Lineage: Eukaryota; Viridiplantae; Streptophyta; Magnoliopsida; Asterales; Asteraceae. The record is from RefSeq and is a predicted model, not a curated record. The transcript is spliced from 2 exons. Gene Ontology annotation, molecular function: metal ion binding; ubiquitin protein ligase activity; ubiquitin-like protein conjugating enzyme binding.
CGCCGCGUGUAGCCGUUGAAACUCUAGUUUCCGAUCAAGUUCCGGUAGCUUAUCAGAAGUUCAGAAUCUUGUUAUUUGUCUCCUUCAUUUAUUCCAGAGCUAAAUACCACAACCCACAUCAAAUCGGCAAUGGAAUGCGAAAACUAUUUUGCAGAUGAAUUGAAACCCGUUCCAUCCUCCGAAAAAUCUUCGCCGUGCUUCGACUGCAGUAUCUGCUUUGACUUCGCUAAAGACCCGGUGGUCACUCUUUGUGGCCACCUCUAUUGCUGGCCUUGUAUCUACAAAUGGCUAUCUUUCCAGACCACUUCCACAGACUCCGACGACAAUCCACUUUGUCCCGUGUGCAAAUCCGAAAUAUCCCACACAUCCGUCGUCCCUCUUUACGGCCGCGGCAAAACAUUUUCUGACGACGAGGCCGACACCAAGACCGCGGUUAUCCCACCUCGGCCACACGCAACUCUCGUCCCCGCAUCCAAUCCCGCCCAACGGUUCUCUUAUCGGAAUUCUCAUCAAACGCCUUAUGGAAGUUACGAUCGUUCACCGGACAUUUAUAGUCACGGGGUCGAUGCUUACAAUCCAAACGUGUGGAUGUACGGAGAGAUGAUUUACGCUCGGGUUUUCGGGAACUCGCAGAGUUUGUACACGUUUCCGAACUCGUAUCAUUUGGCUGGGAGUAGUAGCCCUAGAUUAAGAAGGCAAGAAAUGCAGAUUCAUAGAUCCUUAAACAGGUUAACCAUUUUCUUGUUUUGCUGCUUCUUUUUAUGCCUACUGCUGUUCUAGAUAGGGGUAGAUUAGUCUUUUUACCGAAAUUUUUGUGCAGUUUGUAUGCUUGCUUAUAGCAUCGAUGUGUAGAUGAGAUUAUAUAUUAUGUGGUUUGUGUAUAAAUGAAGUUUUGCCAAUUUUCUUGUAAUCAAAUGAGCUGAAUCAUUUGUGGUGGAAUUUAAUUGUGCCUUAAUUUGA